Striga hermonthica is the source of this 582-nucleotide messenger RNA. Lineage: Eukaryota; Viridiplantae; Streptophyta; Magnoliopsida; Lamiales; Orobanchaceae. The record is from the annotation of a GenBank genome assembly.
AUGGCGACCGGGACGAGCUAUCCGGCGGCGGAUCCGCCGCGGACGGUAGUGAUUGGGCCGCAGUACUGCGUGGAUCACCCAAUUGACCUCACUAUCUUGCGCAAGGGUUUUACUUUUUCGUCGGAGAAGUAUGUGGUCAAAGACGUCAACGGCAACUUAAUGUUCAGAGUCAAAGGCAAGCGGCUCGUUGAUGCUGCCGGAAAUACGGUCGUCACUUUUCGCCAGAAGUCAUUUUCCUGCCAUAAAAGGUUUAAAGUGUUUAGGGGAGAGAGCAAAAAAGCAGAGGAUCUACUUUUCAGUGUUAAGAAAUCUUCACUGCUACAACUAAAGAUGAACCUCCACGUGUUUAUGGCUUCAAACACGGCCGAGGAAGUUUGCGACUUCAAAAUCAAAGGCAGCUUUUUCGAGACUUCAUGCGUCGUAUAUGCUGCAAGCUCCGAUAAAAUCAUAGCUCAGAUGAAGAAAAACUCGGGUUUUCUAUGUGUGAAUCACACGUUUGGGGUAGCUGUGCAUCCGAAUGUCGAUUACGCCUUUGUUGUUGUUCUCAUCGUGCCAGAGUACUCGCAUAGAAAUAUAGAGUAA